Molecule: messenger RNA, 2226 nt
Organism: Aspergillus fijiensis CBS 313.89
Lineage: Eukaryota; Fungi; Ascomycota; Eurotiomycetes; Eurotiales; Aspergillaceae
Product: putative actin polymerization protein Bzz1
Exons: 6
Coding region: 1-2226 (741 amino acids)
Biological process (GO): regulation of actin filament polymerization
Molecular function (GO): protein binding
Source: RefSeq, a predicted model, not a curated record
AUGGCAACCCCAGAUGUCGCCCCUCAUUUUGGGGCAGAACUGAAGGAUGCCUUCAAACCAGUCAACAAUUGGGUUUCCCAUGGCAUCGGGUGGUUGGAUGAGAUACAACAGUUCUACCGAGAGCGCAGUGUUAUCGAGAAGGAAUAUGCGGCCAAAAUGACGGCGCUGUGCAGAAAGUACAACGACCGCAAGGCGAAGAAGAUCAGCACGCUGAGUGUAGGAGAUACUCCAAGUAUGACCCCGGGCUCGCUCGAAAGCGCCUCGCUCACGACAUGGACGACGCAAUUGACUGCGAUCGAGGCGCACGCCGCCGAACGCGACCAAUUCGGCACGGAUCUGGUGGUCCAAAUAGCGGAGCCGCUCAAACAAGCCGCAGCGCAAUACGAGGAACUGCGGAAGUGCCACGUCGACUUUCAUGCCAAAUUGGAGAAGGAAAGGGACUCUUCUUACAGCGAGCUUAAGAAGGUCAAGGGGAAAUAUGACGGUGCAUGUCAGGAGGUGGAAGCGCGACGGAAGAAAAUGGAGAGCUCGUUUGACCACAGCAAGUCCAAGGCCCAAGCGGCCUAUCAGCAGCAGAUUCUGGAAAUGAACAACGUCAAGAACACCUACCUCAUCAGCAUCAACGUGACGAACAAGCUCAAGGAGCGCUUUUACCACGAAUAUGUUCCCGAGCUACUCGAUGGGCUGCAAGACCUCAACGAAACCCGUGUAGCGAAGCUGAAUUCAAUCUGGGCGCAGGCAGCUCAGUUGGACAAGAAUUACCUGACCAAAAGUGUGGAGCACAUGUCCAAUCUCCUGCACGAGAUCCCCCGCAACCUCCCUCAUCUCGACUCGCUCAUGUUCUUGCGCCACAACACCACCCCUCUUCAAGAACCCGCCAAUGUAGGCUUCGAGCCCAGCCCGGUCUGGCACGAUGACGAAGCCCUCAUAACCGACGAGACCGCCAAGGUCUUCCUGCGCAAUCUUCUCAGCAAGAGCAAGACACAGGUGCGCGAUCUGCGAGUGGAGACCGAUCAGAAGCGACGAGAGGUAGAGGCGGCCAAGAAGGUACGCGAAGCGAUCCAGCAGGGCAGGGACAAACGGAGCGAGGUGGAAGUAGUCCGGUCCAUCUUCUUCCUGCAAGAGACGUUGCAUGAGCUUGACCGCAAACGCCUGACGGCCGAAGUUGAGACAUCAACCAUCAUGUCCGUGGUAGGCGACCUGUCGCUGGGGGCGCGCAAUCACAAUUUCAAGUCGCAGACAUUCAAGAUCCCCACCAACUGCGACCUUUGCGGUGAGCGCAUCUGGGGUCUAUCAGCCAAGGGCUUCGACUGCCGCGACUGCGGUUAUACGUGCCACAGCAAGUGCGAGAUGAAGGUGCCGGCAGAAUGUCCGGGCGAGCAGACCAAGGAGGAGAAGAAGAAGCUCAAAGCCGAGCGACAGGAGCUGGCCAACUCGACCCCGACUCUCGACCUGGAGCCGUCAUCAUCCAGCGGUCCAACGGGGGCGCCCUCGCUCACACGCAAAGACACCAUGAACUCACUCAGUUCCGGUUACGCCGUCAGUGCCAACCGCUCCUUAUCCACCGCCACCAGUCUCUCCCCGUCUACAGCCGAGUUACCUGCAUCAACCCCAACACCACCAGCUACAGAGACCAAACCCGCUGCCGCGGCCGCCUCCAAGCGGAACCGCAUCCUUGCGCCACCGCCGGCGCAAUACAUUAACAGUCCUCCAUCCACCCCGACCCUCAGUUCCAAACCGGCUUCUUCCGAACCCCGCGGGAAGAUGCUGUAUCCGUAUCAAGCACAGGGCGAUGACGAAGUCACCGUCCAAGAAGGGGACGAUAUCGUUAUUGUAGAGCCAGAUGACGGAUCUGGCUGGCUUCGCGUGCGAACCCCGGCAACCGGAAACGAAGGCCUCGUCCCGGCCUCCUACGUCGAAGCCCUUCCGAUGGAACGCCCAGCAUCAACUUACUCAACCAACUCCUCGGCCUCGGCCUCGGCCUCUACCUUGCCAGCAGGCGGCAGCAAACGCAUCGGCCCCGCCGUGGCGCCGCGCCGGGGGGCCAAGAAAUUGGCCUACGUGGAAGCGUUGUACGACUACGAGGCCCGCAGCGACAUGGAAUGGAGUAUGAGCGAGGGGGACCGGUUCGUGCUGGUGAACCGGGAUAGCGGGGAUGGGUGGGCGGAUGUGGAGCGGGGGGGCGUGACGAAGAGCGUGCCGGCGAACUAUAUUCAGGAUGUUUAG